GGAUCCCCGAGGGAAUUUUGGGGUGCCCUGCUGAGCUGUGCCCCCCCCGUGCCCCCCAAAAUCCAUCCCAUCCGUGUGAUGAGCGGGGCCGGGCUCAGCAGGGUCAGAGGUGUCUGGGGGGAUUUUGGGGUGUCCGGGUGGAAUUUUGGGACACCCAAUGGAAUUUUGGGGUGCCCCGCUGAGCUGUGCCCCCCCCUUUGUGCCCCCCCAGCCCCCCAGGAUGCCGUCCCAGCUGGAACACGCCAUGGAGACCCUCAUGUUCACCUUCCACAAGUACGCGGGGGACAAGGAUCACCUGGCCAAGGAGGACCUCAGGGCCCUCAUGGAGAAGGAAUUCCCGGGAUUCCUGGAGAACCAGCGGGACCCGAUGGCGCUGGAUAAGAUCCUUCGGGACGUGGAGCAGAGCCGGGACGGGCGCGUGGGCUUCCAGGGCUUCUUCUCGCUGGUGGCCGGGCUCACCAUCGCCUGCAACGACUACUUCGUGCUGCACAUGAAGCAGAAGGGCCGCAAGUGAGGGGGCACCCGGGGGGGAUGAGACCCCACCCAGGGGUGCUGAGACCCCUCCCGGGGUGCUGAGA
Neopelma chrysocephalum (saffron-crested tyrant-manakin) is the source of this 578-nucleotide messenger RNA. RefSeq names its product S100 calcium binding protein A10 (gene S100A10). The transcript has 2 exons. The record is from RefSeq and is a predicted model, not a curated record. NCBI's taxonomy places the organism in Eukaryota, Metazoa, Chordata, Aves, Passeriformes, Pipridae. Gene Ontology annotation, cellular component: cytoplasm. Bases 158 to 514 code for a protein of 118 amino acids.